GCCGCAAUAAUCUUAGGGUUUAUGCUUAGCUCUCUAUAGACAAAAUCCAAAAUCUAUUUCUCCAUUUUUGAUAUGGCUCUUUGGAGGCAAAUCCAGACGGGAAGCAGCCGAUUAUCUUCAUUUUUCACAAAUUCAAAUCAUGUAUCUGGAAUUGCGAAUUUCUCAACCAAAUCCAGUCAUUACAUGGUGAAAGUUGGGAUUCCGGAGUUUUUGAACGGAGUGGGGCGAGGAUUAGGAAAUCAUGUGGAGAAGUUGGAAUCUGAGAUUGGAGAUUUGAAUAAGCUUCUCGUCACUCGAACUAUUAAGCUCAAGCGGCUCGGGAUCCCUUGCAAAGACGUAAGAGAAAUUUCUCUCUUUGUAGAAAGCUGAUACUGAAGUAUGCCCACAAGUACCGGCUUGGACUAUGGAGGCCUAGAGCUGAGCCCGUAAAAUCUUGAUGUUCAGAAGUAGCGGAAACUUUGGGUCUUUGCUGGACUUGGUUCUUUUGCUCUGAAACACUCUCUUAGGGAUUUAGGGUUUAUGUUUUCUGAAAAUCUGUUUGAGAAGUUGUUGAUGCUGGUUUACCUCUGCACGGUGCAUCUGGAUGAUCAAUAACAUCAAGCUGUUUAUGCCA
Salvia hispanica is the source of this 613-nucleotide messenger RNA. RefSeq lists its product as uncharacterized. NCBI's taxonomy places the organism in Eukaryota, Viridiplantae, Streptophyta, Magnoliopsida, Lamiales, Lamiaceae. The record is from RefSeq and is a predicted model, not a curated record.